AUGGCACUGCCGGAGGGCCUGGACAUCGGCGCCUUCACCUCAACAGGGAACCGUUACGGCAAUCUGAAUCAGGACUAUGUGCAGACGGAGGUCUGGCGGCCCGGCCCGCCCCCCGCCGACGCGCCGCACCCGGCCGCCGCCCAGGCGCCGCCGCCCCCGCUGCUGAUCGGCGCGGUUCUUGACGGCCACGGCCUGCUGGGGGAGAGCGCGGCGAGCGCCGGGGGCCUGUCCGUCGUGAAGGAGCUCCGGCGGCUCAUCACCGCCGCCACCGCGUGCGCCACGCCCACACCCGCGCCCACGCCCGCCGCGCCCGCCAACGGCCAGCCCGGGCCACCCAGCGGCCCCACUGCGGCCGCCGGCCGCGACGGCGCGCUCGAGCGCACCCCUCUGCACGGCCUGGCGCACGCGGCGGCGGCCGCGGCGGCGACGCGGACGCUUGAAGCCAUCCCAGAGGCUGAGCUGUGCGCCUUGGUGGACGCCGCCUUCCAGACCGCCCACGCGUCGGCGCUCGAGAUCUACGACGACCCGCCCCGGACUGCGAGCUACCCGGACUCCCGCACGGGCGCGCCCGCCGUCUAUUGCCUCCAGUCCAAGGACGGACUGCACAUGUACGGCGCGCCGCAGGGCAGCCGGUCCGCGGGGCCCGCAUGGCGGCCGCUUGAAUGCGGCGCCACGUGCACGGUGGCGCUGCUGCAGGGGGGACGGCUGGUGGUCGGCAACGUUGGGGACUCCAGCGCAGUGCUGGGCAGCCUUGACGACGAGGGCGGCGUGAGGGCGCGCCUGCUCACCUUCCAGCACUGCGGGCUGCACCCCGAGGAGGCGGCGCGCAUUUCAGAGGGCUACGGCGCCACCGUCCGCAUACUGCCGCAGGACGGGUACAUGGCCGUGAGCGGCGGCUUUUGGGCCGGCUACCAGCUCAGCGUGACGCGCGCCCUGGGCCACAAGCACAUGGAGACCUUUGGCGUGCUGCACAAGCCGAGUGUCACCUGCGUCGACCUGCGGCCGGAGGAUUGCUGCGUCGUCCUCGCGUCAGACGGCGUGUGGGACGUGAUGGACCCUUCAGAGGUUGUGAACCGCUGCAUGGAUGCGCUGACAGAUGGCAAGAGCGCCGCCGAGGCCGCGCGGCAGCUGGUGGAGGACGCGGUCGCCCUCGCAGUGGGCAGCCCCUCUGGCGACGCCGACAACACGAGCGCGGUCGUGAUCGCCCUGCCCGCCUCUGGCGUCUGA
Monoraphidium neglectum is the source of this 1227-nucleotide messenger RNA. RefSeq names its product putative protein phosphatase 2C 12. Gene Ontology annotation, cellular component: cytosol; nucleus. Lineage: Eukaryota; Viridiplantae; Chlorophyta; Chlorophyceae; Sphaeropleales; Selenastraceae. The transcript has 6 exons. The record is from RefSeq and is a predicted model, not a curated record. Gene Ontology annotation, molecular function: protein serine/threonine phosphatase activity. Gene Ontology annotation, biological process: protein dephosphorylation. Bases 1 to 1227 code for a protein of 408 amino acids.